Molecule: messenger RNA, 1354 nt
Organism: Calliphora vicina (urban bluebottle blowfly)
Lineage: Eukaryota; Metazoa; Arthropoda; Insecta; Diptera; Calliphoridae
Product: acetylcholine receptor subunit alpha-type acr-16-like
Exons: 4
Coding region: 57-1298 (413 amino acids)
Biological process (GO): monoatomic ion transmembrane transport; nervous system process; signal transduction
Cellular component (GO): synapse; plasma membrane; neuron projection
Molecular function (GO): transmitter-gated monoatomic ion channel activity involved in regulation of postsynaptic membrane potential; transmembrane signaling receptor activity; excitatory extracellular ligand-gated monoatomic ion channel activity
Source: RefSeq, a predicted model, not a curated record
UAUUCAAACGCAAACGGGAACACUUUGAAGUCGGCUCAAACACGAGUACAGAGAAAAUGUUGUGGUUAAUUUUGAAUUUAAUUCUAAUAUCCACAUUAAAAUUAAGUACAGCGGAAAAGAUAUAUCCAGCGAAUGAGGCAAGAGAUGCUCUACUGAAAGAUAUAUUAAAUAAUUAUCAUCCAUCAGCUAGACCUGCUCAUGCUAACGAAACCAUUAUGAUAUUUGUAAAUAUCGAUAUACAGCAUUUUGAUUUUCGGGAAAAAGAUGGAGCGUUUCAUUUAGUUGGACUUUUGCAGGUGAAAUGGCGUGAUCCUAAAUUGGUCUGGAAUCCUCAGAGUUAUGGCAACAUUAGUCAUAUACCUAUAAGUCAAAGAUACAUAUGGGUGCCCGAUAUGGAAUUCUACAACAAUGCUCCCGAUAAAUUUAUUCGAAUGAAUCGUAAUGGCUUUGUAACGGUCAAAAAUGAUGGUGUUGUUUUCUGGAGUGAUUCCAUAGAAGUUAAUGUAUUUUGUAGUGCCGACAUGAAAAAUUGGCCACAUGAUGAACACAAGUGCACAAUAAGCUUAGGUUCGUGGACAUUUGAUGGCUUGGAACUGGACAUUAUGCAUUUUGAACCGAAUUCAAGUAUGUCUUUUAGGUCCAUUGAUAUGAAAAAUAUGGAAUAUAAAAUAAAGCAUUACAAUGCAUCCCACACCAGUAAAUAUUACUCCUGUUGUCUACAACCGUAUGUAACUAUGGACUAUAAUAUAACCUUUGAGAGACAAUCAUCAUAUGUGGUAAUAUUUCGUAUUCCUGCUUUAAUUGUAAUACUGUUCACACUAAUAACUUUGAGAAUGGAGCCGAACAGAACGGAAAAAUUAUGGUUAAAUGGUUUAUCGUUAAUACUUAUAUCAUGGCAAUUGAUAUAUUUUGCCAAGAAUAUUGCACAUUUUCAUGGAACCCCCUAUAUAGUCAUCUUCUUUAGUACAAGUCUCGUUAUGGUCACCAUGACCCAACUUUUGGCUGUGUUUUCUCUCUUUGCUGUCCGUUCAAGUUUUAAAUGGUAUUUACCAUAUUUUAUAGAAAGAUUUUUAAAUUUUUCCUUUACCUUGCAUUUGGUACCGAUUGAAUCCAAAAAUAACGCUCAUGCGGAAAUAAAUGGUCAAUUUGAGGAGGUGAAAUUGGACGAUACUUCCAGUUUAAUUGAUCGCAAUUUAUCGACGAAUGAUUGGUUAAGAUUUGCUAAAAUAUUAAAUAUUUUAGCAUUUAUAUCGUUUAGUUUUGUAUUCUUAGUUUUAGCAUCAGUAUGUUUCGUAUAACAAUUAAAUACAAUCACUAACAUAUUAUUAAAUAUUUACAUACAUAUAUACAUAAA